UUUUUUUUUUGGGCUGGACUCCUCCCCGCUCGCUCGCCUAUAAAGCCCCCCCCGGUGCCCGCCGCUCAUCGGGGUUUGCAAACUUCCACCCAAGGGGACGUCAACGUCAGCCACGGGCCAACGACCGCCGCAAAACAUCUCCAACACCGCAGGUCCAAGCAAACCACCCCGAGCAAGCAACCAAGAUGGCGCCCUUUGAGAAAUCCAUGGAGAUGAUGAUGCCCUUUAAGCAGAGGAAGUGCUUGGAAACAAGAAAAGAUGAAGUGUGCAGCAUUCGCUCCAAAUUCCCCAACAAGCUGCCCGUUAUCGUGGAACGUUACAUCCGUGAAAAGACUCUCCCCCUGCUGGACAAGACAAAGUUUUUGGUUCCCUUUGAGCUCACCUUGGGUCAGUUCCUCUGCCUGCUCAGGAAUAAGAUCGACCUGGAAUCGACGCAGGCUCUCUUCCUGCUCGUGGCUGAGAAAAGCAUGUCCUGCAUGUCCUCCAGCAUGGGGGAGGUCUACUCCCACCACAGCGACCCAGACGGCUUCCUCUACAUCACCUACGCCUCUCAGGAAAUGUUCGGAGCGCCCCGACCGGCAGAGGCCGCCGCGCUGAGCCAGAACCCACCUGAGCUACCUCCAACAGCCAAUUUUUUCAAAAUUUGAACCGUGCCCGCACGAGGGCUGCUUUCCUGAGGUGUUAGCCCGACACGUUAUGCCACGGGAGAGAUUCAACUCAUUCAGGAUACACUCAAGACAGAAAAUUCCCCCUUGAGUAUUAUGAUCGAAACGUCGAUAAAUGUCCAUCGUUGGGUGUCAUUGACAUCUUGCAGGAGAAUUGCAAUGCGCACAAACCAGUGUGCGUGCUUCUGGUGACGCAGGAGCCUCGAAGGUGCCCAAACGGGCGCAGAGUCAUGCUGCUAAUCACUCCCUCGUAGCACUUAUUCCUCCUCACCUUCCUCGACAAUGUGAAUUCUUGUCCCGGACUUCUCGUCACAAGGACUAUUGAGGCACCGUGACGUGUUUCGGUAUUCAAAAAGAAAUAAACGUCCUUUUAAUACAUUGA
This is a messenger RNA of Phyllopteryx taeniolatus (common seadragon), 1047 nucleotides long. It is a transcript of the gene map1lc3cl, whose product is annotated as microtubule-associated protein 1 light chain 3 gamma, like. Lineage: Eukaryota; Metazoa; Chordata; Actinopteri; Syngnathiformes; Syngnathidae. The record is from RefSeq and is a predicted model, not a curated record. Gene Ontology annotation, biological process: macroautophagy; autophagy of mitochondrion; cellular response to nitrogen starvation. Gene Ontology annotation, molecular function: ubiquitin protein ligase binding. Gene Ontology annotation, cellular component: autophagosome membrane; autophagosome; cytosol.